UUCGAGUCCAGCAGAAGCUUCACUCACAAAUGUCUCGUUUCGAUAUCCAAACUUGAGGGCUUAUGAUGAACGUAUAAAGAGGAUUUAUUUAGUUUCCUUAGUAUAACAUUACAGCGUGUAUGUCUUGUUUAUUAUCAACACAAUGCCUAACUGUGAUACAACUGAUAUCUUUUACUGUUGCAUGAUCUGGUUGACGAAGUUUUGCAUAGAAGUCACGGAGUGGUUCAUGAUAUUUUUGAAAGCUCAGUGAAGUUUUGGAUUACGUUGAUUAUUCUUAUUACCACGCCCUCGUUUCGGAAUUACAAAAGAUUAUCCAGUACCGCUACAUGUGGAACAAUAAACUCAUCCCCAUGACUGAAGCACAAUGAAGCAUCUUUCACACCUCGUGCUGACACUAGUAAGCUGAGGUGCCAGGUAGCAAUUCACACCAGUUGUCUGCCGUGAUCAUGACGAAGAGGUUGCACAUUCACUUCUAUUAGUCGUAUACAUAGUAACUGGCUACAUUUGAGUAAGGAACGGUGAAUGUGUAAUUUGUAUAAAAGAGGAGGACGGGUACGAAGGGUGGCGAAUAUUUGGGUGUGUGGGCAAAGCGGCAACACCAACUCGGGCUUGCUGCUGCUGGGCGAGCGGCGUGUGUGUGCGUGUGUAGUCUGCCGGUGGUGGUGGUGUGCUGUUGGGCGCUCCCUCAACUGGUGUACCGACGAGCAUCUCCUUCGACGUCAGUGUGGGCAGUCAAGUGCAGGACGUUACUGUGAAGUGGUAGAACAUCAGAUACAAUAAACACAAGAAGAAGAAAAAAUAAUUACCACGACUACUGGAACAAAGUAACAAAAACAACAAUAAUAACAGCAAUAAGGUGAUAAAGCUCAGUAUGAAGAGAUAAAAUAAACAUGGAACCAGUGAGGACGUGCGUCUGAAUUAUAACAGUCACUAGUUAAACUGUUAAUUACGUGUUGCAUUUCGUUAUUAGUGUGUUAUUCCAUCCAAGGUCUGUGUAAAUACUGAUCUUGUUUUGCAUCCUACAGAAGAAACACCUGAUCUAUUCUAUGAUUAAGUGACUAGACAUAUGUGACCGCCACCAACUAUUAUUACAAGCUGUGUUGAGAAGCAUUAGUGAUGUAAGAAGGGCCGUGUGUUCUGUGCUACAAGUUUGCCGUCGCCCAGUGCCUGUGUGAGCUGACAUGGUGAUUGGGAAGCGUCGGACCAACAAACCGUCACGGAGGACACCUUGCCCGCGUGGCGUCGUGCAUGAGGCGGAGACCACGUAGGUGUGUAUGUCAAGGCCGGCAUGAGGGUGUUGGCGGUCACUCUGGGCCGGCCGUCACGGCCUCGGCAUGAUGACCACAUCCACCACAUCACCAGGAAGGAGGAGGCCAGGGGCCUCAUCGAUGAUCAGUGUUCCAGGAAGAACGAAGACAGAGGUGUGGGGGAACAAAAAAGCAAUGGAAAAGGCACCGUCUUAAGGUACAACCAAGAUCUCUCUGGUCGAAGUGAAGAUAAGAUGGUGUCCGAGUCGAGCAAGAAGCUGAUAUGUGCUGACCAAAAUGAGGCCAAGUCCGCGAGGGUGAUCAGGGUGCCGCGAGAGACGAUGAGCGCCCACCGGAGUAAGCUCGUCAGGAACUCGUCCAUUAACAAGUGGAGGGCAAAGUUCAGGCGGCAGCCCCUGACCUCUGAGACCGCAACAGAAACGGACACGGAACAAUUACUUGAUGAGACGGAGGAAAAUGUCAAGGCACCUUCUAAACCAGAGCGUGGAGUCCGUGACGCUCGCUCACCCGAGGAGAAAACAAGAGGCCACAACCCGACGUCGUCUUUAAACGGCGACUGUAACGGCAACAAGAGAAACAAGUGUAGCAACUCUCUCUAUAUGGCGAAGAAUAAAAACAAUGCAGUAUUAUCAAACGAUAAAACCGGCAUCGGUGCCAGGCAGGAGACAGUGGGGCGGGAGUCGAGUGGUGUGAGCAGCAAGACUCCACAGGAGUGGUCCAGUGUGUCUCCUCCGAGGUGUGUUACGCCCCACCGCGUGCAGCUCAGAGGAGAGUUUAUUCCCUGGGUGGGCCCCAUUAGCCAAAGAGACAGCGACAGUCCCAGGUACUUACCCAUGAAUGGAGGACACACUUCCUCGGCCCUGAACACCCCCCAGUUGUCGGGCCGCAGCUCCGCCUCGUGCCACAGAGCGUCUUCAGCAGCAAGGCCCCCCCGGGCAGUACCACAGGAACAUAUGAGCUCCUGGCCUCGCCCCUCCAGGGCCAGCACAGCCAAUACUGAGGAGGGCCUGUACAAGGCCCCGUCAGAGCUGUGUCCCAGGGCCGUGUGUCCGCCCAGUCCAGCGAGCCCCUCGCCCCCCAGGGCCAAACAGCCAGCAGAUACUGAGAGAGCUGUACAAGGCCCCGUCCUCAGUGCUGUCCCAGGGCCAAGACUCUCCCAGAAAGCUUUCAUCUUAAGCGGCAAGCCAUCACCUACAAUAAUCUCCCUUCCUCCCGCCGCCCCGUCCCUCAUAGCACACCCGCGGCUCUCCUCAUUCCGGCUCUUCUCCCUUCCCCACAUCAUCUCGGACGCAGCCUCCAAUUCGCAAACCUCUUCCCCAGCGCCCCACCCCUCCGCUGGGCUGGUCCUUCUCUGA
Molecule: messenger RNA, 2623 nt
Organism: Eriocheir sinensis (Chinese mitten crab)
Lineage: Eukaryota; Metazoa; Arthropoda; Malacostraca; Decapoda; Varunidae
Exons: 4
Coding region: 1289-2623 (444 amino acids)
Source: RefSeq, a predicted model, not a curated record